Molecule: messenger RNA, 1681 nt
Organism: Oryza sativa Japonica Group (Japanese rice)
Lineage: Eukaryota; Viridiplantae; Streptophyta; Magnoliopsida; Poales; Poaceae
Product: polyadenylate-binding protein-interacting protein 8
Molecular function (GO): RNA binding
Source: RefSeq, a predicted model, not a curated record
UCCUGUGAAAGCGAUCGCCGGUCUCACAUCUCCCUUGUUCACUGUUUCUCCUUCACCAUUCGCCUCCUCCUCCUCUCGAGGGAGAGAAGAAAAAAGCUAACGCCGCCGCAAGAAUCCAAGAAGGAGAAGAGAGAGAAUUUGAUCUCUUCCUCUCCUUCCCCGAGGCUCUGAGGCGAGGUAGGUUGUCGCGGGAUCAAUAAUGGUGGCCAUCGAGGCGGCGGCGGCGGCGGCGGCGGCGGAGAGGGGCCCGAUCCGGGCGGUGGCGGAGGCGGAGGCGGAGGCGGAGGCGAAGGUGGUGGAUGUGGAGGGGAAGGAGGAGGAGGAGGAGGCGGCCAAGGUGGAGGAGGAGGAGGAGGAGGAGAGGGAGUACAAGAGCGACAUGAGGAAGCUGGAGGAGCUCAUGUCCAAGCUGAACCCGCGCGCGCAGGAGUUCGUGCCAUCGUCGCGCCGCGCGCCGCCGGCGGCGGCGGCGCAGGCGGCGGGCGGGCUGUCCGCCGACGCGCCGGUGUUCGUCUCCGCCGCCGAGUACUUCGGCGGGGCCGGCGCCGGAGCCGGGCAGCUGCAGGUGGGCGGCGGCGGCGGGAGGGACUCCAGCAGCGACGGAUCCAGCAACGGCGGCGGGCAGCCGCAGAAUCGCCGGAGAAGGAGUGGAUUCAACCAGGGAAGGAGGAGGACGGGAGGCCGGACACGACGCGCCGAUAGGGAGGAUAGUGUGCGGAGGACCGUCUAUGUCUCUGACAUUGAUCAGCAAGUGACUGAACAGAAGCUUGCCGAAGUGUUUUCUAACUGUGGACAAGUGGUAGAUUGCCGUAUCUGUGGUGAUCCACACUCAGUCUUGCGUUUUGCUUUCAUUGAAUUUGCUGAUGAUGCCGGUGCAAGGGCCGCACUAACACUAGGAGGAACCAUGCUUGGUUACUACCCUGUUAGAGUUUUGCCUUCCAAAACAGCUAUUCUGCCUGUGAAUCCUAAAUUUCUUCCUCGGACGGAAGAUGAAAAAGAGAUGGUCUCAAGGACUGUAUAUUGUACUAACAUAGAUAAGAAGGUUACAGAAGAAGAUGUAAAGAUUUUCUUUCAGCAGCUUUGUGGGAAGGUUUCUCGGCUGAGGCUCCUUGGUGAUUAUGUGCACUCGACGUGCAUUGCAUUUGUUGAGUUUGCUCAAGCAGAAAGCGCCAUUCUAGCCCUGAACUAUAGUGGAAUGGUUCUUGGCACACUUCCUAUCAGGGUGAGCCCUUCCAAGACACCCGUGCGUCCGCGGUCGCCUCGCGUGAUGUCAAACUGAGUCCGGGUUGUUCCUGAAGCUUGAGGCUGUCACCAAUGGCAGGCAGAGCUUGAAACUCUAGUCAUGGCGUUUAGAAAUGCUGUCGCUUCGCGGAAUCGGUAACUGCCGUUUCUGAGAGUAUCAUCUCAUCAUCUCUUAGGUCCAAGUAGAAGGCCGACCUGCUGAUGUUCGUCUGUUCAGAGACCCAUCUGUAGGUUGGGAGAGGCUACAUUUUCGUUUCUUUUGUUCAGUAUGCUAUGUUCAGUAUCCUAUAACAGCCUUUGCAGGCAAUUCCGACAAUAAUAUCUACGUAUUUUCUGUCUCAUUCACACUGUUCAUGUGAAUAUGUGAUAGUUGAAAUUCCAUAUCUGACGGUGAACUUAGGGUUUUAUUUUUCAUUACUAGUGAAAUUGAAAUGAUUAA